UUUGAUUGCGGCACCUUCUGUUUUCCGAUCUGGUGUUGAGGAAGCUAUAAGCGUAACCAUCUUUAACUCUGUCAAGGAGACAACAGUCCAGAUUCAGCUAGUAGUCAAAGGAGAAACUGUGUCACGAGGCCACGGAACAGUUCUGGAUAAAGGAACAAUUAAACUGAAGGUGCCUUCAGGACUUCGUGGACAAGCACAUCUAAAAGUCUGGGGCAACCGGCAUCUAGCAGAGGAAGGCUACAUUUUUCAUAACUAUACCACAGUAACCAUUGAUAGCAAAGGAUCAUCAGUGUUCAUCCAGACUGAUAAACCUGUCUAUAAACCCAAGCAGAAAGUGUUGAUAAACCUCUUUAUGGUGACUUCUGACUUGAGACCAGUCAAUGACAGGAUUGAAGCUUACGUGGUGGAUCCUCGGGGGUCUCGUAUGAUAGAGUGGAGCAAUUUGAAGCCAUUUUGUUGUGGUAUUGUAAAUAUGAGUUUUCCUUUGUCUGAUCAGCCAGUGUUUGGUGAAUGGCUCAUCUUUGCUGAAAUGCAGGGGCACACAUACAACAAAUCAUUUGAAGUUCAGAAAUAUGUACUACCAAAAUUUGAGUUGCUGAUUGACCCCCCUCGCUACAUUCGUGACCUUUCACUGUGCGAAAAAGGAACUGUCCAUGCCAGAUAUACAUUUGGAAAACCAGUGACAGGAAAGUUAAUUGUCAAUAUGACUAUAAAUGGCGUAGGGUACUACAGGCAUGAAGUGGGACACCCUGUCCUCAAGACCACCCAGAUUGAUGGCUCUGCUGUUUUCGAUGUGUGUGUGAAAGACAUGAUGCCAGCUGAUGUUCCGGAACAUUUUCGAGGCACAGUCAAUAUCUGGGCCACUGUGAUCAGCUCUGAUGGGAGCAAGCAGGUUACAUUUGAUGACUCAACGCCUGUUCAGAAACAGCUGAUUGAUAUCAAGUACUCCAAGGAUACCAGAAAGCAGUUCAAACCUGGACUGCCUUACAAGGGAAAGGUAGAAGUCACUUACCCUGAUGGAAGUCCAGCUGACAGAGUCACUAUCCGAAUUAAAGCUGAACUCACACCAAAGGACAAUGUUUAUACAAGUGAACUGGUAUCAAGAAAUGGCCUGGUGGAGUUUGAAAUCCCCUCCAUCCCUACAGCCGCCCAAUAUGUCUGGCUGGAGACAAAAGUGACAGCGAUUGAUGGGAAACCGUCUGGAGAUCAAUAUCUGCCAAACUACUUGUCCAUCAGUAGCUGGUACUCGCCCAGCAAGUGUCACAUCCAGCUCCAGGCACCAGAUAAACCUUUCCAGGUAGGAGAGGAGGCUUGGAUUGCGGUGAAGUCCACAUGUCCUUGCAACUUCACUCUACAUUAUGAAGUGGCAUCGCGAGGCAACAUUGUCCUUUCAGGACUGCAGCCCAGUAACAUCACCCAGCAGAGGAGCAAAAGAGCCACCUUUCCCUUUGAGAAGAACAUUGAUAUCACACGCUUCCCAGGAACAGCACCUACCAGUAUCCCUGCAGCAGAGGUUGAAGUCUGCAUGACAUUCCUCCGGUUCUCAGUAGUUCACAACAUGGCUCCCUUGGGCCGUCUUCUGGUGUAUUAUGUCAGGGAGAAUGGAGAAGGGGUUACAGACAGCCUGCAGUUCACUGUGAAGUCCUCCUUUGAAAAUCAGGUUGCAGUGGCUCUCUCGGCAAAUGAGACCAGACCUGGUGAUGUUGUGAACAUCAAGGUCAGAGCUGCAAAAUCAAGCUGCGUCUGCAUUGCCACUGUGGAUAAGAGUGUCUACUUGCUGAAGACAGGUUUUCAGCUGACAGCCAGUCAGGUUUUUCAAGAGCUUGCAGAAUAUGAUGUAUCUGAUGCUUUUGGAGCUCCGAAGGAAGAAGGGCACUUCUGGUGGCCAGGCAUGUCCUCACGUAGACGCCGUAGAUCUUCUGUCUUUCCCUGGCACUGGGACAUCACCAAGGAUGCUCGCUUCGCGUUUACAGAAACUGGUUUGGUUGUAAUGACUGAUAUAGUCAGCUUAAACCACAGACAGAACGGAGGUAUGUACACGGAUGAGGCUGUCCCAGCUUUUCAGCCACAUACUGGGACGUUGGUGGCUACAAUGCAUUCUAAAAUAGCACCAAGAGCAGAGAAGAGAAAAAGAACCUUCUUUCCCGAAACAUGGAUUUGGCACUGCCUCAACGUCAGUAAUAUAUCAGGAGAAGCACAGCUGCACGUGGAAGUGCCAGACUCCAUCACUACGUGGAUAACUGAAGCUGUGGGUCUCUCUGAAGAGAAGGGGUUGGGCAUUGCCAGUCAAACAGAACUGAAGACAUUUAAACCUUUCUUCAUUGAUUUCACCUUGCCAUACCAUGUCAUCCGGGGAGAACAGACCAAAAUCCCAUUGACUGUCUACAAUUACUUAGCUGUCUGUGUAGAGGUCCACGUGAAGAUUUCUGUUCCAAAAGGCAUAAAGUUUGUUGGGCAUCCUGGGAAACACCAUCUGACAAGAAAGAAGUGCGUUGCCCCUGGGGAAGCUAAACCCACCUCUAUCGUUUUGUCCUUCAAUGAGCUUGGACUGAGCAACAUCACUGCAAAAGCUUUUGCUUAUGGUGGAACUAAUUGCUGUCAGGAUGGGAUGCAGACCUUAAAGAAUGGCAAGCACUCAGAGGACAAUUAUAUGGACAAAAGGACCCCAGUGGGAGUGGAUUAUGUUCGCAGUAGUGUUAUUAUUGAGCCAGAGGGACUGUCCAGAGAAUACACCUAUAGUGUGUUCUUCUGCCCAAAUGAGAAAAUACACAUUUCUACACCUAACAAAUAUGAGUACCAAUACAUGCAGAAACCUGUCCGGAUGACACACUUUGACAUUGCUGUGAAAGCACACAAUGAUGCUCACCUGGCCUUGUCCUCUGGUCCACAUGACAUGGCAGAGAUGACUGAGAUUGUUAUUGGUGGACAUCAAAAUACUAAAACAUGGAUUUCCAUAAGCAAAAUGGGUGAGCCAGUGGCCAGCAGGGACACAGCUGGUAUCCUCUCCUGGGAUGAAUUCCGCAGCUUCUGGAUCAGCUGGAAAAAUGGAAUUAUCCAGGUUGGCCAUGGUACUCGGGUGCUAAAUGAGUCUAUUAUUGUGGAGUGGACAGUCCCCAGACAGCUUGAGGUGAAGUACAUUGGCUUUUCCACAGGCUGGGGGUCAAUGGGAGAGUUUAAAAUUUGGAGAAAAGAAGAGACUGAUGAAAAUCACAAUGAAGCAUUUACUCUUGGAGUUCCCCACAACAUAAUUCCAGGAUCAGAAAGAGCUACGGCUUCAAUAAUAGGAGAUGUGAUGGGUCCUACAUUGAACAACUUGGACAAUCUUUUGCGAUUACCAUUUGGAUGUGGGGAGCAGAACAUGAUCCAUUUUGCUCCUAAUGUUUUUGUCCUGAAAUAUCUGCAGAAAACCAAACAACUCAGUCAUGAGGUGGAGAGUGAAGCUACUGAUUACCUUGUUCAAGGCUACCAGCGCCAGCUGACCUACAAGAGACAAGAUGGCUCAUACAGCGCUUUUGGCGAGAGGGAUUCCUCAGGGAGUAUGUGGCUAACAGCUUUUGUCCUCAAGUCCUUUGCACAGUCUCGUGGGUUUAUUUUCAUUGACCCAAAAGAACUAACAGCUGCCAAAGACUGGAUCAUCCAGCAUCAGAAAGAAGAUGGUUCUUUUCCUGCUAUGGGCAGGAUACUAAAUAAGGAUAUUCAGGGUGGAAUCCAUGGUAAGAUCUCCCUGACAGCUUAUGUGGUUGCAUCUCUUCUAGAAACAGGUGUAACUUCUGAGGAAGAAAGAACAGCUGUUGACAAAGCAAAACACUUCUUAGAGUCCAACUUGCACUCAGCAGAAGACCCCUACACUACUGCCUUGACUGCGUAUGCCCUGACACUGCUACACAGUCCCUCUGCUGCUGUGACGCUGAGGAAAAUGAACAGCAUGGCUAUUACACAAGAUGGCUUUACACACUGGAGCUUGACGGGAACUCUUGUUACUGAUGAAGAUACCUUCAUGGGAUUUAAUGAUGGUCUCUCUCAAUCAGUUGUUUCUGCAGAAGUGGAAAUGACAUCUUAUGCCCUUUUGACGUACACGCUCCUAGGAGACGUGGCCUCUGCGCUCCCAGUAGUAAAAUGGCUUUCACAGCAGAGGAACGCACUUGGAGGAUUCUCAUCUACUCAGGACACAUGUGUAGCCCUGCAGGCUCUGGCUGAAUAUGCUAUCCUUUCUUAUGUUGGAGGAGUCAACCUUACCAUUUCCUUGGCUUCUACUAAUCUAGACUACCAGGAGACAUUUGAGCUUAACAAGAUGAAUAAAAAAGUCCUCCAGACUGCAGUGAUCCCCAGUAUUCCAACGGGGCUGUUUGUGAGUGCCAAAGGUGAAGGCUGCUGCCUGAUGCAGAUUGAUGUCACUUACAAUGUACCUGAUCCUAUUGCCAAACCAGCUUUCCAGCUCCUGGUUAACCUGAAGGAGCCAAAGUCAGAGCAGCAUCUUCAAGCUCCAAAUCUCCUGCGGUCUGUCUCUCCAGAUGAGAAUCGCUCUGAAGCCUUGCACAGAGAGAGGGCACUGGUGGAUGAUGAUGACCCAGCUUCAGAUCAGGACCAUCAGGAAUACAAAGUCAUACUGGAGACGUGCACUAGAUGGCUGCACUCUGGAUCUUCUAACAUGGCUGUCUUGGAAGUGCCAUUGUUCUCAGGGUUUCGUGCAGAUAUUGAGAGCCUAGAGCAGUUACUGAUGAACAAGCAAAUUGGAUUAAAAAGAUAUGAAGUGGAUGGAAGAAAAGUCCUCUUUUAUUUUGAUGAGAUUCCUAGCCAGUGCAUGACGUGUGUAAAGUUUCAAGCUUUCAGAGAGCAUAUAGUUGGGAAAACAGCUCCUGUUCCUAUCAAAGUGUAUGAUUACUAUGAGCCAGCUUUUGAAGCAACUCGUUUCUACAACGUGAGUGAAAACAGUCCCUUGGCUCGGGAGCUCUGUGAUGGGCCAACAUGCAAUGAGGUGGAAAGCUCAGCUAGCCAAUGGGUUGGCUUUGUUCACUCUGGACCAUGCAAUAACAUUUUUGGCUGCUUGGAGGAUGAGUAUUUUGAGCAGUGCAUGUGUUCGCGAGACUGUGGCUAUGAUGGGGAGCCUGUAUGUGGAUCAGAUGGACAGAUUUACCCGAACCAUUGCCAGAUGGAAGUAGCAUCGUGCCGGAAUAAUACAAGGAUAGAACAGAUGCCCAUGUCGCAAUGUUCUGCCUCCAAGAAUUUGCCAGAAGAAAGGGAGACACACUCCCACACAGUUGAGCAACCCAGUGUUCAACAAACUCCAGCAGCACAACCUGAGACUCUGGUUUCUUUUCCAGCAGAGGAAGGCCCUCCGCUACAGACAGAUCUGUCAUACUACUCCUAUGAAUAUGACCCAGACCCCUAUGCGUCGGAAGCUGAUGUCUUUGAGAUUGUGGCAGAACUGACAACAGCAAGCACGUUAAAAGAAGUGGACAAGAUUCAGGAAGUAGUGACCACAGUAGAAUGAAAUAUAUAAUUUAAAUAAAGAGAAGAG
Molecule: messenger RNA, 5518 nt
Organism: Aptenodytes forsteri (emperor penguin)
Lineage: Eukaryota; Metazoa; Chordata; Aves; Sphenisciformes; Spheniscidae
Gene: CPAMD8
Product: C3 and PZP like, alpha-2-macroglobulin domain containing 8
Exons: 42
Coding region: 353-5491 (1712 amino acids)
Cellular component (GO): extracellular region
Molecular function (GO): endopeptidase inhibitor activity; protein binding
Source: RefSeq, a predicted model, not a curated record